GAAGAAACGGCCUCUUCUCCCGCGCGCGUGUCACCCUCAUCACACCGAACCCAGAACAAUGCGCGCUGAUAUCUUCUGGUCUGCUGUGUGGAGUUCUUGCUUCAUCGGGGGCGUGAUCCUCGGGAGCACCGGGCCAGCCAAGACCUUGGCCUUCGGUUCAUCAUCGCCAAGCCUUCGUGGAAGCAGUUCUAUUCAGUCAAAGCCGUCACAGCCGUCUGAGACCAUUGUCCAGCGCAAGGACGAGACCGUUGCUGCCGAAAAGGACAUCAAAGCGUCAAUCAGCACCAAGCAGCAGGAGGAAGAAGAACCCGGCGCAACAGGGGGAGACGAAGACGCUGCUGCCUCCAUCACCCCCCCCACCAAGAACCGUUCCCUGGGUUCUGAACCGGACGGCGAUCUCGACUCCAGCUUAGACGAGAGUCUCGUUGACGACAACGAGCCAUCGCUGAGUGCGUACGGUCUACCACGGAGCAAGAUCGCCCAGCGACUCAACAGGCUCAACGGAGGGCUGUGGGGCCCCACCGAGGAAGAAGAGAGAGAGAUCGCCAAGGAACUAGCGGCUCUGCGCGAGGAGGAUCCCUCGUCGUCCCAAGAUGGCGACAUCGAGCUGCUCUACUACUCUUACGACUACGACUUCGAGGACGGUGGACUGUCGUACAGCUACGAGAUGCACAACUUCUGAGCGGGGGGGGGUGACUGACGAUACAAGCUGGAGAGGCGGUUAAGUGUCGGCCGGUUGCUUCGAGCCGUCACGGGUCGUGCUUCUUUGGAGAUUCUGCCGAUAUACCGGGGGGUGCGUACAGUAGUGCCCGUUGAAAGGCCACGCACGGUGGGGGACGAGCAUGUCGCGCGCUCCUCUCUCCCUAUCCAUUCCUCCCCUGGAAGAGUGGUUGGCGGAGAAGAGCGGGGAUAGGUCAACGACACUCGGACACUCUGGCUGGCGGAGUUCGCCUUUCUACGUUGCCCGUUCAGAUGUUUUGUUCGUACAAUGUGGUGGCAUCGUUGUAUAGUAGAGAGGAACAGCGUCUGUUUUUUGCCGGAUAAACGUCAGCUCCCUUGGGAUGAUUGACUUACGAAAUCGCAGGCUUUUAGUAAAACAUUGUUGUGUCCCCUUGGCGUCCAUUUACAAUAACGAAUUUUUUAUGCCCUUCACGCGUGUUUACCUUCAAGGGCGGAGCAAAAGCGAAGACCUUUGUUAUGUUCAGUCUUCUUCUUUUCAGUCUUCUUCUGGAGGUUUAUGUGGAUGCAUACUCUAUUAAGUGUUUGUUUUGUGCUGUGGAUUUGAGCGUCGCUAUUUCGUUGUGAGCUGCACUUUUUGUCGCUAUUUUGUUGUGAGCUGCACUUUUUUUCGUCGCGCUCUCAAUUGUUGGUGUUAUAAUCUUAUUCUUGGCACUUGCUGUGUCGUUUUCUAAUCUUAUUCUUGGCACUUGCUGUGUCGUUUUCUCUUGUGGUGUAGUCUAAAUUUAAAACUGAUUUGUCUCACGCGUGAUUUAGUUUCUGCAUGCAUGCGUGUCGUGUUUGUUCUCUUGCAGUUGGUUAGCUUGUGACGGUGUUGCAGUCGGUUUUACAGAUGACCGCAGUGUGCUCGGGUACAUAUAUGAAAGCUGGCGGAAUAGUGGGGGGUGUGCGCAUGGCAGGCUCCUAAAUAGUUGUUGGGGACGGGAGGCACUAGUC
Ectocarpus sp. CCAP 1310/34 is the source of this 1674-nucleotide messenger RNA. The record is from the annotation of a GenBank genome assembly. NCBI's taxonomy places the organism in Eukaryota, Phaeophyceae, Ectocarpales, Ectocarpaceae.